UUUUUUUUUUUAUUUUUUGUUUUUUAUUUUUACUUAUAAAAUGAGUAAUUUCCCUUCGGGCUGGUUUUACAUUCAAUCAAAAUGUUCACAUAAAAUGGUUCUUGAUGUUACAGCAGAUUCACUAAAAGCAGUUGCUAGAAUUAUAGUAUGGCCUAAAAAGACAAAAAAUUGUGAUAAUCAAUUAUGGACGUAUGAUAAUGGAUAUCUGAUCAACAAGAACUCUGGAAUGGUUUUGGAUGUUCAAGGAGGUAUCUUAGAAAGUGAUAAACCUAUCAUUCAAUAUAAGCGUAAAAUGACUGAAGAGGCGGAUAAUCAACGUUGGUUUUAUCGUGAAGAUGGAUUCAUUUAUCCUCAAUCAACACCCAAUCUUGUUCUUGACAUUAGAGGAAAUUGGACAAAGCCUGGAACUGUUGUUUUAUUAUAUGAGCGUAAAUAUGAAGACAAUUUAAAUCAGUUAUGGGAUUUAGUGCCAUGUGAAACUACAGAUGCAGCAUUAGAAACUUCGAUUAUAGACAAUUCUGAUGACGAAGAAGAUGGUUAUGUGUUUAGCUCAGCAAGUUACGCUUUGUAAUAAUAGAAUACAACAUUAAUUUCAAUAAAGACAUAUGUAUUUGUAUCUAUAUGUAUAUGAGUAUAUAUAGAUGUAUAUAUUUA
Molecule: messenger RNA, 654 nt
Organism: Cokeromyces recurvatus
Lineage: Eukaryota; Fungi; Mucoromycota; Mucoromycetes; Mucorales; Mucoraceae
Product: ricin B lectin domain-containing protein
Exons: 5
Coding region: 41-571 (176 amino acids)
Source: RefSeq, a predicted model, not a curated record